UACAGACUUUUUGCAUCAAGUGUCAGGGCCCUCUCGCUCCUCCUCCAACUCAGUCCGAGUCACCCUCAGCAGGAGUCGUAACGAAGCAAACGCUGCUGCCCACAUGCCUUUCGAGGCUCACCGGUGCACUUAUUCCGCCAUUCAUGAUUUGCGGUAUGGCGCUGAAAACGCCGCUGCGGAGGUCCUUGAGCGAGCACGUCCAAGUUUCCACCUACAAGGCUUGGGACGUCUUCUGGAGGAACGUGAGGGAGAGGCGGCUGUGGGAGAUCGAAGCCAAGGAGGCCUGCGAUUGGCUGCGAGCGGCCGGCUUCCCUCAAUACGUGCAAUUGUUCAAAGACUGCAGGUUUCCCAUCGACGUGGAGCUCGCCAAGAGGGAUCACCGCUUCCUGGAUAAAGACGCUCUGGAUUCCCUCUGCAGGCGUCUGUUCACGUUGAACAAAUGUGCCGAGAUGAGGCUGGACCUGCCAAAGGACAAAUAUCAAAGCGACGAAGACUCUUAUCGAGGACCAUCUUUGCGCCAUCAGCCCCAUACACCUCCAGUUCCCCUCAGGACGACGUCAGCUCCAUUCACAGUUCCGGCAGCACCGAGAGCGAAGGGCGAAACGGGACGAGUCCGAGAGAAGGCGCCGCCGACAGAAGCGCCGCCGAGGACCCCAGCCGCCAGCCGGAGCUCCUCGCGCUGCUCCUCCUCAAACAAGACUCCGUCCUCCAUCAGCGGACCCCCGUCACCUGGAAGCGGCGGAGGAUCGUCCACCGUCAGUCUGGAAGCAUGCGUGAUGGAUAAACCGCCCCGCAAAAAGGGGACCAGCCUUCUGAGGAAGAUGGACAAACUGAGGUUGAGAGGAACAACCGGCCUCCUCUCUCCACCGAGGAACCAUCUGACCGGGAUGGUCCCAGGGUCUGUGGGAGGAAGCCGUGCGUCAUCUUUGCUCUCGUCGCCGCACGCCACAAGCAGCGGCGGCAGCAGCAACAGCCACUCUGAGAGCAGCAGCGCCGUUAGCACGCCCAGCCCUGUCACGCGUGUCCGCAGUAACUGCAAACGCGGCGAAAUGGGCGAGGGCGUUGACCGCCCACGACAACAACCAUACACUCAGGACUACAAGGGCCAGAUCAACAACAACAACAUCAGCAGCAGCCACAACAGCCUGCUCUUCCACCAUCCCCCACGGCACAAAAACCGGGCACCUUUUCCAACCUCCCUCGCCCACAAGCACGCCCUCCUGGAUCAAUCCUCUGUCAACUGGAGGACGGGCAGCUUUCGCGGUUACCGGCAACGACGCGGUUGCCGCCGGGGCGCCGCGUGGCUCGACGCCUCGCCCGACCACAGGCUGAGCAUCUACGACAACGUGCCGGACGAGCGGCGGCUGUCUGAAAGCCAAAGUGGGGGGAACAACGUUAGCGACGUGGAGAGGAUGAUGGGAGACGAGGUAUCUCCACUGUUGGGAGGCGAGGACGUUUUCUCGGCCCUGGACACGGUUUUGGAAAGGAUCAACGACCUGCAGCAACUGGUCUCCACCUGGACCGAGAGUCUGUCCGAAGACGACCGUCGGCGACAUUCCGCCUCUUCUUCGACUUCCUCCUGCUGCGACGACUCGCCCGCCGACGGCUCCUCCUGCCCUUCUUCGUCCCCGACCCCGGAGGUCCAGCGAUCGGAGGACGACGAGGGGGAGAGCUGCGAAGACGAUUCCGAGACUAGAUCGCCUCGAGUCAAGAGCGGUCGGCAGCUGCGCCGGUCCAGUGAGCAGAGCCUUCCCUCUUUGCCAGCCGGUCCGGGCGUGGAAAAGCAGUCCGUCUCCCAGUUGGCCCUCCUUCAGAAGCUGGCCCUGCUCAAACUCACCGCCCUGAUGGACAAGCACUCGCCGUCCAGCAAGCAAGGUUGGAGCUGGAGCGUUCCCAAGGCGACGGUGAGGAAGGCGCCGCCCGCCAAGGCCAGGCCGGUUUUCGGUGUCCCCCUGCUGGUCAACGUGCAGCGAACAGGAGCACCCCUCCCUCCCGGCAUCCUCAAGGCGCUUGUUUACCUCAGGACGCAAUGUCUGGACCAGGUGGGUCUUUUUCGGAAGUCGGGCUCGAAGUCUCGGACCCAGCGCUUGCGCGAGACGCUGGAGUCGGACCCCGACGGCGUCUCCUACGACGGCCAGUCGGCGUUCGACGUGGCCGACCUGGUCAAGCAGUACUUCCGGGACCUGCCCGAGCCCGUCUUCACCUUCAAGCUCUGCGAGUCCUUCCUGCACAUUUACCAAUAUUUCCCCAAAGAUCAACAGCUGCCGGCGGCCCAGGCGGCCAUCUUGCUGCUGCCGGACGAGAACCGCGAGGCGCUGCGGACGUUGCUCUUCUUCCUCCGCGACGUGGUGGCCUGCGUGGACAACAACCACAUGACGCCCACCAAUGUGGCCGUCUGCCUCGCGCCGUCGCUUUUCCACCUCAACGCCCUCAAGAGGGACGCCGGCGCCAAAAGAUCCAGUCACAGGAAGUACAGUCUGGGUCGUCCGGACCAACGCGACUUAAGCGAGAACCUGGCCGCCACGCAGGGCCUGGCCAACAUGAUCGGCGAAGCGGAGAGACUUUUCCAGAUUCCGGAGUUUUGGCCGAGCUCCUCCGCCGCCGCCGUGACCGACCAGCCGAUUGGGGAGGAGGAGCUGGAGCAGAACCUGAGGAAGCUCCAGCAGAAUACGCCGUUCCUCAUCAAGGAAGCCAGGGACAAAGGUCGAAGCUGGGAGAGUUGUCCCGCUCCCGAAAACGUGGAGCUGGCCGUCAAGAAGACGUGGUGGGGCUGCCCGCUGUGGACGUGGCGCGUCUCGGUGGAGGUAGACGCCGGCCGGGAGGUUUUGCUCCGCCGGCUCCUCGAGCGACCGUGGGACGACGACGCGCGGCGGGGCUCCGUCAUCCAGGCGCUGGGCGAGCGCGCCCACGUCUACCGAUACCUCCGGCGGGGCCCCGACGCCGGCCUGGCCUCCUGCCUGCCGCGGGAGCACCUGCUGCUCAGGACGUGGCAGCCGGAGGCGACUCGCGACCCGCUCUACGUGUCGUCCGUGUCCACGCAGCACCCGCACGUGCCGCCACCGGAGGGCGUCCGAGUGCACACGCACGCUUGCCUUUACCUGCUGGAAGCCUCCGCCGGCAAGAGCCGCCUCACGCACCUGUGCCGCACCGAUACCAGAGGGCGCUCUCCGGCGUGGCACCGCCAAGUGAGCGGACAUCGCAUGGUCGCCUCUCUGCUGGCCAUCAAAGCGUCCAUCGAAGGAAGGCACAACGAGACCGCCGUUUGAGGACGCCCGCUGGGAAGGAUUGUUCAUUUUAUUUAGAUUUUUGAAUGCUUCAAAAAGGUAACACUUCUCACACCCUGCCAAACGGCAA
Molecule: messenger RNA, 3354 nt
Organism: Syngnathus acus (greater pipefish)
Lineage: Eukaryota; Metazoa; Chordata; Actinopteri; Syngnathiformes; Syngnathidae
Product: rho GTPase-activating protein 7
Exons: 18
Coding region: 144-3266 (1040 amino acids)
Biological process (GO): actin cytoskeleton organization; signal transduction; regulation of Rho protein signal transduction
Molecular function (GO): lipid binding; protein binding; GTPase activator activity
Source: RefSeq, a predicted model, not a curated record